Molecule: messenger RNA, 1095 nt
Organism: Gamsiella multidivaricata
Lineage: Eukaryota; Fungi; Mortierellomycota; Mortierellomycetes; Mortierellales; Mortierellaceae
Exons: 2
Coding region: 83-1030 (315 amino acids)
Source: RefSeq, a predicted model, not a curated record
CAAGAUUGUGCAGCGGAUCACAUCUUUGCACACCCAGUUUAGCGACGACAGUGGCUACGAAGGCGAAGUCGUUUCCAUCAACAUGCCCGCGGAGGCUGCCUUACAGCAAUUGGGCAUUCAGGCCGAUGACAGCGAGCUCCAGGACAAAAAGAACUACUUCAAGAGGAUGGCUGUCCGUUGCAAAGAAAAAUUUGACGCUGAUGGCAAGCAAUCGACAGAUGGAUCUCUGUCGUUUUAUUCCGAGGAGGAAGGCUCUGACACGCAGAGCACCAAAAGUUCAAGUCAUCGCUACCACCAUCGUCACCCUCAUCUUCACAUGCGGCAUUACCUUCAGGCACUACAUUGCCAUUUCCACCCUCAGACGUUGGACGAGACACCAUUACAAGAUAGUGAACAGGCGCAAUUCGUCCCCAAGGUCGAUCCCAAGGAGACAAAGGCAGCACAUCGAGCCAUUUAUCAUCACGGACAGGCGAACGUGAACAACAGCGACGAUGACGACGAAGAGGAUAGGAAGCUGUUCGGAUCAUGGUGGGGCUGCCAUUCAAAGCGAUCCCGUACAGAGAAACUGCUGGACAAGCAGCUCGACAAUGAAUGGGAAAAGAUUGAUUUGCCCAAGAGUGCCGAGGAAAAGAGAAAGAGUCUCGGAGAGAGGAACGGCGGACUACCUGGGAAUACGUUCAGCGAUGUGGAUCCCAAAAGACCUUGGUGGAAGCAGGGGACACAGAACGCCGAGAUUGUGGUGGCCCGUGGGCAGAGCGCACACACUCAGGAUCGAAAGGUCGCCGCAAAGAGGCACCAGGCCAUUGCAGCAGCAGCUGUGAAAGAGUACCACGCAAGGAGAGCUCGGCAGGGCAAGAAGGUAUCCCAUGGCGAAAUGAAGGCUAUUCUCGCAGGUAUGGCUAUGGCAGAGGCCGUCAAGCUGCUCGAGUCUCAUUGUGGGGAUGAUAGUGGCGAGGGCAAUGGAGAGAAGGACGAGACGGUCGCAGAAGCAGGAUCGGUCGCCCUCAAGUUGUUUGAACUCAUGCGAUAACAAGGGGCUACAUACCCCACAUAUAUACCCUCACCUACACAGAUAUAUAGCGUAUGCCAGGAAUG